Mollisia scopiformis is the source of this 1922-nucleotide messenger RNA. RefSeq lists its product as uncharacterized. Gene Ontology annotation, molecular function: metal ion transmembrane transporter activity. Gene Ontology annotation, cellular component: membrane. The record is from RefSeq and is a predicted model, not a curated record. The transcript has 7 exons. Bases 136 to 1467 code for a protein of 443 amino acids. Gene Ontology annotation, biological process: metal ion transport; transmembrane transport. NCBI's taxonomy places the organism in Eukaryota, Fungi, Ascomycota, Leotiomycetes, Helotiales, Mollisiaceae.
UGCUGCUUCUAUCGUAAGUUUACCCCGUGAGAAUGGACAUCGCGGAUGAGAAGAGCUUGUUGCACCGCGACAGCGCUGCCACGAUCUUCGACACUUGGGCCGACUACGUGAAAGGCGACAGCUUGUUCACGAACAAUGUCGAGGGUAGAUCGAGGCGUUUGCAGGUGGAGAAGAAAGGGUUGUUUGCGGCAGAAGAGAAAAUGUUGCCCUGAUGAGCAUGGGAUGCACACUCGUCGUAGAACAGUGAGCAAUUGUUCGGAUCUCGAUGAGUAUCUUUCAGAGAGAAAUGAUUUUCACACAAGAUUCAUAUCCAUUGCUGCAAUAAACUCCAUUCGACCUCUUAAAAUCACAGAAGCUGGUGUAUAUUCCAUACUCAAUCAUCAUAAUGUUGGUUCACAAUUCCUUGAUCUGCUGUUCUCGUUUGCCACCAGAAAGAAUGAGUCGGAAGCAGGGCCGGGGAACUUGAGCAUCAAGAAUUUUCCUGAUGGCUCCUAUGAAAUACAGUAUCGGUUCAGCUAUGCAGAAGAGAUUGUUGGUAAGAGCAGUAGCACAUGGGCUAUCAGACAAACAGGUGUCUAUCAUCGUCAUGUGCCCAAUGGAUCUGGCAAUAUCUGGAUCCUUCUUCAUCCAAGACCAGAUUCAACCGUUCACACACGUCUGCAGGACUGUGCGUUGGAGUGGGAAGGAAGGAGCGGCUCUUUGGAUGAAUGGGAGAUGACACACAUCUUGAUUCUAUCUUCCUACUUUGAUGAUUGGCGCUGGUAUCUCAAAUACCUGAAUGGAGAAGUUGAGUUGAUGGCUGCUAUUGCUAUAUCCUACGACUUCUCUGUCACUGGAGACCAUACGAAAGGUACAGAAAUCAUGCAACGUCUGCACGCACUGCUGAUGAAGAUCUCGCCAAUAACUCCCCGUUUACGUUCUACCAUUGGGACUGUUACCGCGUUGAAAACGCUUUAUGAAACAUUACGCAGAAAGACAUUAUAUACCGAACGUCAUUCCGUCAAGAUUCUGGAUGAGCUUAAAACAUAUGAAGCUCAUGCCGAAGGACAUCUAGCAACUGUAGCGCUCCUUGAAAAGAAAAUACAGGAGACUGUAGGCUUGUUGGCAGUAGCUCUCAAUCUGAGAGGCCAAUCUACCGCUUUGUCGAUCAAUCGAAACAUCUUCAGCCUGACCAAAGACACAGUGGAUGACUCUGCAACGGUGCGUGUGGUCACUGUUGUCACGUUAAUAUACCUGCCAGCUUCCUUCGUAACAUCUCUCUUAGGAAUGAAUCUCUUCACAUUUCAAACAUCUCCGGGUUCUGGAUUUAAAGUGUCCAGACAAUUCUGGGUAUUUCUCCUUAUCACAAUUCCAUUAACAUUCGUUACUGUUGGAUCAUGGAUGUUCGUCGCACGCAGAAGACAAAAGCAAAAGAGGGUAGAUCGUCGGAGACAAGCGUCCGUUGGUGGAGAAUCGGAGGAUACAUGAGUGCCUGCUCAACUUUGUAGAUUGAUCUUUGAAACCUCAAAUGUACCAUCGCACUGAGCAAUCAAGACUUUGAUAGUGUUCUUCGAACCUUCGUACUCUUCAAUCACUACAUCGCACUUUUCAUGUUGUUUGAUGUGAUGCGUCAAUGACUCUGGAUUGCUCCAAUCGUCGAGGUAGAAGAAAUCUCCGAUUUUCUUGAUACGACAAAAGCAUAUCUUAGAGACUGGUUUUCUGAAAAUAGUUGUGUUUGAUGAUCUAAUGAAGACAACGUGGUGUUCAUCGGGAGUCACGACGACUGCCUGAAGAUUGGCCAGUGGUAAUGGAGGUAUCUGAAAAGCGGGUGGCUUUUCUGGGUCCUGGAGUAGGUGAAUAUGAUGAUCCUGCCAUAGAAGACAAAGAGGCUUUUUGGGAAAAUGAAUGACUUUGAUCGUGGAUGCCGUCACCGUACCGUCAGA